Messenger RNA from Drosophila sulfurigaster albostrigata, 1212 nucleotides. RefSeq lists its product as uncharacterized. The coding region runs from base 1 to 1212 and encodes 403 amino acids. The transcript has a single exon. Lineage: Eukaryota; Metazoa; Arthropoda; Insecta; Diptera; Drosophilidae. The record is from RefSeq and is a predicted model, not a curated record.
AUGUCAUUAAUAGUCAUUCUUCUGCUGCUUCUCGGACUGUAUUCAAGAGAAGCAGACUCUUUGUCGCUCGACGGAAACAACCGAAACUACCUUGCGCGCCUGACUGCCUCUGGUCCGUCAUGUACAUCAUUCACCACAGCUGGCAGUCCUGUUAGUCUGGAGAACAUUAUACGUGCCAUACUCAAUGGGAACUGGGAUCGUGUCGAAUUAGUGUACCAAAUGGCAGACGAAGCUUGCACUUUGCAAAUGAAGCACGACAUCUACGAGGCUUUGUGGCUAGAGUGGCAGAAGGAGAAACACAUCUACGAUCCCCUUAAAAUACUCGAUUUCUAUGACCAACUCAAUCGUCAACCAAAUGUUUCGCCAGCCUUACUUAAAAACAUCUAUGUGACCUUCGUCAUCCGCAGCACUCAGAUACUUUCGAUGCCUCUCCACACCGACAGUCAAAAUGCCAGUUUCCCGCUGGCCAACUCGCUGCUUCAGGGUUUAGCGCGAAGUCCAAGCAAUUAUACGGAGGACAUACUCGAGAUUCUGUUUGACGAUGUGCUCUCUAUGGAGUCCUUACUUAAUGUGGCUCAACGUCUAGGCAAUUUCAAGGCUAGCAUCACCCAAUUGACUAUGGCCAACUUGCAGUUGCUGAACCGCAUCAAAGGCGAUUUCAAUUCGAGUGCGUUCCCGAUCUUGUUGGAGAAUCUUCGUCAGCUGUCGAAGCAAGAGAAAAUUUCCCGAGAAGUGGAGCAAACUCUGCGUAUUUCGGUUUCCAAUUACUUUACUCUUGAGACCACCCAAAAGGUGUGCUUGCACAAUACGAACAACGAUUACAUUUAUGAAUGCGAUUCCUCCAACAUAAUGUGCACUCUUGAACGAAACUAUGAAAUAGCGAGUUUCAGGGUGCUGCGUAAUGCCAGCGAUGAAACUCAGUUUGCCUUCCAAAGCCCGUACUGGGAUAAUCGCUAUUUAGUAAUAGAUUCGUCCAUUAGCAUUCAAUCAAAAGACACCAAGAACGUGUACAGUAAAAGCAACAUCUACUGGUGGCGUGUGGUUCCGGUGAGAGGUGGAAUGGCAAUCUUUGAUGCUGCCACAUCCAGUUCGGUGUUGUGUUCCGGCAAUCCAGCGCAGUGGGACUAUCAUGCAUACACACGCCAUGCAAAAGAUUUAGAUGCGCAUCUCAGCGAAUGCACCUGGAUCAUCGAGGAUUGCAGCAAUAAAUAA